Molecule: messenger RNA, 399 nt
Organism: Lepus europaeus (European hare)
Lineage: Eukaryota; Metazoa; Chordata; Mammalia; Lagomorpha; Leporidae
Product: tumor necrosis factor receptor superfamily member 12A-like
Exons: 1
Coding region: 1-399 (132 amino acids)
Biological process (GO): positive regulation of apoptotic process
Cellular component (GO): plasma membrane
Molecular function (GO): protein binding
Source: RefSeq, a predicted model, not a curated record
AUGGCUCUGUGCUCGCUGCUCCCGUGGCUUCAGCUCCUCGUGCUGGGGCUGGGGCUGUUGCCGCUGCGUGACGCGUCGGGGGAGCUGGUGCCAGGCACCGACCCCUGCGCUCGAGGCAGCUCGUGGAGCGUGGAGCUUGACAAGUGCAUUGUCUGUGCAGCAUGCCCAGUGCGACCACACAGUGACUUCUGCCUGGUCUGUGCCGCGGCCCCUCCCUCCCCGUUCUGGCUGCUCUGGCCCAUCCUGGGGGGCGUCCUGAGCCUGGUCCUCCUGCUGGGGCUGCUUUCUGCCUUCUUGGUCUGGAGACGGUACCGUAGGAGAGAGAAGUUCACCAUCCCCAUAGAGGAGACCAGUGGAGAGGGCAGAGAGGGUUGUCCCGGCACGGCCCUGAUCCAGUGA